Molecule: messenger RNA, 2333 nt
Organism: Pteropus alecto (black flying fox)
Lineage: Eukaryota; Metazoa; Chordata; Mammalia; Chiroptera; Pteropodidae
Gene: FANCL
Product: Fanconi anemia complementation group L
Exons: 14
Coding region: 16-1245 (409 amino acids)
Biological process (GO): interstrand cross-link repair; protein monoubiquitination
Cellular component (GO): nucleus; Fanconi anaemia nuclear complex
Molecular function (GO): ubiquitin protein ligase activity
Source: RefSeq, a predicted model, not a curated record
GGCUUUUUCCCGCCAAUGCCCGUGUUUCCGCCCUCGGCACGCUGGGCGCAGGCGGGACUGCGCAUGUGCGGAGCCCGUCCUGCUGAUACACCCGCCCUGCGGCUCUACGGGUGGCGAGUCAUGGAGACGGAAGCGAGUCUGAUGCACCAGUGCCCGUUGCUUCUGCCCCAAAACCGGGCGAAAACCGUGUAUGAAGGAUUCAUUACGGCUCAGGGGAGAGAUUUCCACCUUAGAAUAUUGUUGCCUGAAGAUUUACAACUGAAGAAUGCAAGAUUACUGUGUAGUUGGCAGCUGAGAACAAUACUUAAUGGCUACCAUCAAAUAAUACAACAGAGAAUGCAGCACUCUCCUGAUCUGAUGAGCUUUAUGAUGGAGUUGAAGAUGGUUUUGGAAGUUGCUUUAAAGAAUAAACAAGAGCUACAUGUACCACCUCCUCCUCCCCAGUUCUAUUCAAGCCUUAUUGAAGAAAUAGGAACCCUUGGUUGGGAUAAACUUGUAUAUGUGGAUACGUGCUUCAAUACCAUCAAGUUAAAAGCUGAAGAUGCUUCUGGUAGAGAGCAUUUCAUCACUCUCAAAUUGAAGGCUAAGUAUCCUGCAGAAUCACCAGAUUGUUUUGUGGAUUUUCCUGUUUCAUUUUCUGUUUCCUGGACACCACAGAGCUCCAUAAUAAGCAUUCAUAGUCAGUUUUUGGCAGCACUGGAAUCACUGAAGGUCUUCUGGGAUGUUAUGGAUGAAAUCGAUGAGAAGACUUGGGUACUUGAGCCAGAAAAACCUACACGGAGUGCAACAGCACGCAGAAUUGCAUUAGGGAAUAAUUCUUCAAUAAAUAUAGAGGUAGACCCCAGGCAUCCUACUAUGCUUCCCGAGUGCUGCUUUCUUGGAGCUGAUCAUGUGGUGAAACCCCUGGGAAUUAAGCUGAGCAGAAACAUACACUUGUGGGAUCCAGAAAACAGUCUGUUACAAAAUUUGAAAGAUGUUUUAGAAAUUGAUUUUCCAGCUCGUGCUAUCCUGGAGAAAUCUGAUUUUUCUAUGGAUUGUGGAAUUUGUUAUGCCUAUCAACUUGAUGGUGCCAUUCCUGAUCAAGUGUGUGAUAAUUCCCAGUGCGGACAGCCUUUCCAUCAAAUAUGCUUAUAUGAGUGGUUGAGAGGACUAAUGACUAGUAGACAGAGUUUUAACAUCAUAUUUGGUGAAUGUCCAUAUUGUAGUAAGCCAAUUACCUUGAAAAUGUCUGGGAGGAAGCCCUGAAAUAAGAAUGUAACGUUUCUGUGAAGAACUGGUGACUUUAAAAAUUAUCAAAAGGAUUUUGUUAUCUUCAGAGAAAAUAUAAAGCAAGACAUAUUAACAUCAAAAGAAAAAGAAUGGUGAAGCCAUAAUAACACACAUCUGCCUUUGUGUCUCCAUGAAGAGUAAACUGGGAAAUUGGAAGCCAAAAUCCUGUAGAACUUUCUGUGACUUCCAUACCAGCUGUAGAAGUGCUUGUGUACCAGGAUGGACAUUUUGACUUGUUGAAUAUGUUUGGACUGGUAAAAUCUUGAUGGGGUUCAUAAAAUGAAUUUGGGGACUGUAUACAGCUUGAUUUUUGUCUUCUCCUUAUGCUUCCCUAUGGGAAAAUACAUAUAUAGUACAUUAGAUUUUGUUAUCUGAUUAUUUACUUUGUAUAUUCCAUAAGAAUGUUAAAUAAGUUUUUGUGCUUAUUUUUCCUGAAAAGUUAUUUUAGGAAUUUAUAAAGUACUUACCAGCAUCAAACGGUCAAAUCUGGUAAAUUUGGUUCUUUUAAGUGAGCCAUCUCUUAAUUUUUAAUCCAAAAAUAAUAUGAAAACUGAAUUUUCUUGGCAAGACAAAUGAGAUUUAACUUUAGGGUUAUAAGAUAGUUAUAAUUAAAAAACUUUUUGGUCAUUAACCCAUUUCUUGUUUAGGAAAAAAAUGCAACUUGCUGCCAGCGUUAAUUUUAUAUAAACAUGCUCUAUGAGAAUGAAGCAAAUCUGACUGGUUUUCAGUGUGAAAGUAAAACACUGAAACUGUUCUUGGAGUUAUGUCUAAACCACUUGUUUUUAAUUGUAACGUAACAGAAAUGGAUACAUAAAUCAGAUUGAUCAAAUGAAUCUUAGGCUAACAACGGUUCAAGAAUGAUGUUAACAUCAUGUACAAGAAUGCUACAUUUUCUAGGAUUUGACAUGUUUAGUAAUGAAGAAUUACUAUAUUUUGUGAAUGGAAAUACCACUACUAAAACCAGAAUGCUGUAAAUAGAAUGAUGUCAUUUGUUUCCAAAGACUAUUCAUAUACUAGAGCGAUGCAGAAAUAAUAAUAAAGGCAAGACAUUUUGUGGCAAACUA